ACGGCGAUCCUGCCUUUGCAAUAAUAAUAUUUGCGCUUCAUAAGUGCACACGGUGGCAGGUGGACUCGAGCGCCGCCUUUGGAGCGGAAUCCCGAGCGCCUCUCUCGUUCCUCGGGAGUAAAUGUCACUUAGUCCCAUCGCAGCUGCUGGGAUCCGAUGCACCGCUUACCAGGGAGUAAGCCCCGUUGCAACACAGCAGGGUUUGCGCCUGAGUAAACCUGCACUGUGAGUCUGCUUCGACUCGCAGCUUCAGGCAAAUCGCCCACGCCCUUAGCGCUAUUGUUUUUCUCUAUCCGGCCCUCCUGUUAGUUUUUUUACACAUUAUGUUUUUGUAAAAAAAGAAAGUCUAGUGAUUUGCUGAGUCAUAAGGAGCUUGCUGUUUUCCCCAGCACUUCAGCAAGCAGCGUUUUCUGCCGGGUUUGUCCAUCUCAGAUCGGGGAGAAGGUAGGGGAGCCGAUAGUGGAGAAGAAGAAAGGGAACAGCUGCGGGACCAUGAUAAAGGUGGUGUGAGGUUUCUUUUUAGGACUCUUGGUGCAGUUUCCCCAAGGAUGGCUGCAACUGCAAGGAAAGUUGUCAAAACCGUGCUGAGCAGGGAACAGGCGGAAGGAGUUGGCGCUCGGGUUCGCAGAAGCAUCGGGAGGCCUGAGUUGAAAAAUCUGGAUCCGUUUCUGCUGCUUGACGAAUUCAAAGGAGGAAAACCGGCUGGAUUUCCUGAUCAUCCUCACCGAGGUUUUGAAACUGUAACAUACUUACUGGCAGGCGGCUCCAUGGCCCAUGAAGACUUCUGUGGCCACGCAGGUAGACUGAAUCCAGGAGAUCUGCAGUGGAUGACAGCCGGCCGUGGCAUUCUCCAUGCGGAGAUGCCUUGCACUGAGGAGCCAGCCCAUGGCCUGCAGCUUUGGGUCAACCUGAGAAGCUCUGAGAAAAUGAUUGAACCCCAAUACCAAGAACUCAAAAAGGAAGAAGUCCCCAAGCCUUCACAGAACGGUGUGAGUGUGUCUGUCAUUUCAGGAGAGGCGCUGGGCGUAAAGUCUAAGGUGUAUACCCGCACUCCGACGCUGUAUCUGGAUUUCAAGCUAGACAAAGGAGCGAAACACACCCAGGCUGUUCCCAAAGGUUGGACAGCGUUUAUUUACACGCUCUUUGGUAAUGUAUAUGUUGGUCCUUCUGAUGCUCAACAAAAAAUAGAACCGCACCACACUGCUGUGCUGGACGAUGGAGACUGUAUUCAGUUUGAAAACAAGGAUCCUGAAAUGAGCCAUUUUGUCUUGGUGGCUGGGGAGCCUAUUAAGGAACCAGUAGUGCAACAUGGUCCAUUUGUGAUGAAUACACAGGAAGAAAUUCAACAAGCCUUUGAUGACUUCAGAAAUGCAAGAAAUGGAUUUGAGAGGGCCACCACUUGGAAAUCAAAGAUUGGAAACAAAUGACGUGGGGUAGCAGAACCCAGGCUGGCUGGCUUUUAAAAAAAUAUAUUUGCAGCUGUACACCUUGAUCUUUACUGCAUUUACUGAUUCCAUUUGCUAUUCCAUUUGCUACAUUAGUACUGAUCAUGUGGGCUUGCCAGAUUGAGCCCAAAUAAUAUUUCUAGUAUGCCUAGAGCCAAAGUUAGCUAUUAGAGUGUCGUAGAUGGGUACAGCUGCAUUUUUAUUACUCUGAGAUAUACAUGAUAUAUAAAC
Molecule: messenger RNA, 1676 nt
Organism: Zootoca vivipara (common lizard)
Lineage: Eukaryota; Metazoa; Chordata; Lepidosauria; Squamata; Lacertidae
Gene: PIR
Product: pirin
Biological process (GO): monocyte differentiation
Cellular component (GO): nucleus
Molecular function (GO): quercetin 2,3-dioxygenase activity
Source: RefSeq, a predicted model, not a curated record